CCCCCCCACUCUUACCUCCAUCUCUAACCCUGCACUCUUCAAACUCUCUCCAUCAUAUCUCCAGCCUUUUUUUCCACCUCUCCUCUCCUCUCCUCUCCUCUCCUCGGGUUUCUUCCAGCUGGAAAAAUGGCAAUGACAGAUCUGUUGAAGGCUGAUGAGAUCAAGAAAGCUCUUGAUGCAUUUUCAGCAGAAACAUUCAACCCUAAGAAGUUUUUUGAAAUGGUGGGAAUGAAGGCCAUGUCAGCUGAAAACGUCAAGAAGGUCUUCCAGGUUCUGGACGUGGACGGUAGUGGGUUCAUAGAGGAGGAGGAGCUUAAGUUUGUACUAAAGGGAUUUUCCAAGGAUGGCAGAGAUCUGACUGAUGCUGAGACAAAAGCAUUCCUCCAAGCUGCAGACAAAGAUGGAGACGGCAAGAUCGGCAUUGACGAGUUCGAAGCCUUAGUGCAUGAGUAGGGGGCAGCUUCAUCUCCCUCCUUCUCCUCCUCUUCCUCUUCUUUCUCUUCCUCCCUGAAUUAAUGUUUUUUAACCACCACCUCCAAACUCCUCCCCUCGUCUCCUCGUCUCCACCCCAACGUGGAGUCAGACCAGGCCUGAUCUCCGUAAAACUACUCCCAGGCCCGAGAGGUGACAACAUGAGGACGGACGCACCGGUGUGACAGGCACAAGUGUCAUUAAGAAGUUCCAUUUUCUUUUUUUUUUUUAUAUUUAUUACACCACAUGCUGUAUGGGUUUUAUCAUCUUUUCAGACUUCAUCAAGAUAGUUUGUGGUCUCAAACAGGUGGUACUAGUGCUGUAGAUGCUGUAGAUGUUCUAAAGACUUUUACCUUUUCUUUCUUUCUGUGGAUUUUAGGUUGUGCAUUUCUGGUUGUUUAUUUCUGGAUGUUUCCUCCCACUCCUCUUCCUCAUUCACCUCCUUCCUCCUCUCCUUCUCCGCCCUCUCUCUCCCUGCCUCUGAUCAGAUGACGUAGUAAAUAAAAUUAUCUAUAAAUGGACAGCUGUGAAGAGAGAACUGAGUAAGAAAUGACAAUAAAAAAAAUGUUGAGUAAAUAA
Molecule: messenger RNA, 1050 nt
Organism: Sphaeramia orbicularis (orbiculate cardinalfish)
Lineage: Eukaryota; Metazoa; Chordata; Actinopteri; Kurtiformes; Apogonidae
Gene: pvalb7
Product: parvalbumin 7
Exons: 5
Coding region: 127-453 (108 amino acids)
Cellular component (GO): cytoplasm
Molecular function (GO): calcium ion binding
Source: RefSeq, a predicted model, not a curated record